Molecule: messenger RNA, 2087 nt
Organism: Drosophila arizonae
Lineage: Eukaryota; Metazoa; Arthropoda; Insecta; Diptera; Drosophilidae
Gene: pAbp
Product: poly(A) binding protein
Molecular function (GO): RNA binding
Source: RefSeq, a predicted model, not a curated record
AUAUGUUUAUUAAUACCAGGAGGACCUAAUCAUCAAAAAUGGCUUCUUUAUACGUGGGUGAUUUACACCAGGACAUCAACGAAGCGGGACUAUUUGAGAAAUUCUCCUCUGCUGGUCCAGUUCUGUCCAUUCGUGUCUGCCGCGACGUUGUUACCCGUCGCUCAUUGGGCUAUGCCUACGUGAACUUCCAGCAGCCAGCCGAUGCUGAGCGUGCCCUGGAUACAAUGAAUUUUGAUUUGAUUCGCGACAAGCCCAUACGCAUUAUGUGGUCGCAGCGCGAUCCUUCAUUGCGUCGGUCCGGAGUUGGCAACGUUUUUAUCAAGAACCUCGAUAAGGCAAUUGAUAACAAGGCCAUCUAUGACACYUUCUCCGCCUUUGGUAACAUUUUGAGCUGCAAAGUUGCCACCGAUGAGAAGGGCACUUCCAAGGGCUAUGGCUUUGUGCAUUUUGAGACAGAGGAGGCAGCCAAUACAUCUAUCGAUAAGGUGAACGGCAUGUUGCUCAACGGCAAAAAGGUCUACGUCGGUAAAUUCAUUCCACGCAAGGAGCGCGAGAAGGAGCUGGGCGAGAAGGCCAAGCUUUUCACAAAUGUGUACGUAAAGAACUUCACCGAGGACUUUGAUGAUGAGAAGCUUAAGGAAUUCUUUGAGCCAUACGGCAAGAUUACCAGCUACAAAGUCAUGUCCAAGGAAGAUGGCAAGAGCAAGGGCUUCGGAUUCGUGGCCUAUGAAACAACAGAAGCCGCUGAGGCCGCUGUGCAGGCACUCAAUGGCAAGGAUAUGGGCGAUGGCAAAACUUUGUACGUUGCUCGUGCCCAAAAGAAGGCUGAGCGUCAGCAGGAGCUGAAACGCAAGUUCGAGGAGCUCAAGAAGAAGCGUCACGAGUCUGUGUUUGGCGUCAACUUGUACGUUAAGAAUCUGGACGAUUCCAUUGACGAUGAACGCCUGCGCAAGGAGUUCUCGUUGUAUGGAACCAUCACAUCAGCAAAGGUCAUGACCGACGAGGAGGGCCGUUCCAAAGGCUUUGGAUUUGUUUGCUUCAUCUCGCCCAAUGAGGCCACCUGUGCCGUGACUGAACUGAAUGGCCGUGUGAUAGGUAGCAAGCCCCUGUACGUGGCACUGGCCCAACGCAAGGAGGAGCGCAAGGCACACCUUGCCUCACAGUACAUGCGUCACAUGACUGGCAUGCGUAUGCAGCAGUUGGGACAGUUGUUCCCGCCAAACACUGCUGGCGGCUUCUUUGUGCCCACAAUGACACCCAGCCAGCGUUUCUUUGGCCCACAGAUUACCACUCCGAUGCGCAGCACGCCACGCUGGGCCCAGCAACAGAUGCGUCCCGCUACAGCUGUUCAGAGUGUACAGGCCGGUGCCGCAUCCGCUGCUGGCGCUGCCGCUGUCGGCGGCUUCCAGGGCGCAGCCGGAGCUGUGCCCACUCAGUUCCGUCAGUCCGGAGCCGGUGCCCGUGGCACCCAGCCCCAAGUGCAGGGCACACACGCCGCUGCCGCUGCCGCCGCUGCGGCCAAUAAUAUGCGCAGCUCCGGUGCUCGCGCCAUUACAGGCCAACAGUCGGUGGCCGCUCCCAACAUGCAGAUCGCCGGUGCACAGAUUGCUGGCGGUGCUCAGCAGCGUGCUGCGAGCUACAAGUACACCUCGAACAUGCGCAACCCUCCAGUACAACAGAUGCAGCAGGCACAGCCAUUGCCAUCGCAGUUGCAGGGCAAAAACCAAGAGAAGCUCAUUGCCUCAUUGUUGGCUAAUGCCAAGCCCCAAGAACAGAAACAAAUUCUGGGCGAACGUCUGUAUCCGAUGAUUGAGCGCAUGCAUGCCACAUUGGCUGGCAAAAUCACUGGCAUGUUGYUGGAAAUUGAGAACUCUGAGCUUUUGCACAUGCUGGAGGAUCAGGAGGCACUCAAGGCCAAGGUGGAGGAGGCUGUCGCUGUGCUCCAGGUGCAUCGUGUCACCGAGCCAGCUAACUAAGCUCGAAAAACAAAGCGGAUUAAAAUUUUUACUAAUCACUCGACACCCAAAAAUUUUUUUUUCCAACAUUUACUUUCAAUUCAAGAAAACAAACAAAAAAAAAAAAAAAAA